Molecule: messenger RNA, 1230 nt
Organism: Drosophila mauritiana
Lineage: Eukaryota; Metazoa; Arthropoda; Insecta; Diptera; Drosophilidae
Exons: 1
Coding region: 246-1073 (275 amino acids)
Molecular function (GO): nucleic acid binding
Source: RefSeq, a predicted model, not a curated record
UGCCAGUCUUGACGCAGACGAAUAACGGAAUGGCCGCCAAAGACAAAAAGGGACGCCAACUGAAUUUACCUGAAAUGACGCCGUAAUCCCGCCAAUUGCAGCUUGCUCGCCAUAAAACUAAGGUCCAGACUAGCGUCAAAAUCAGUGCAGAAACUUUUACCUGCCAGGUGCAUAAAACGCCUAUAAAGGAUUCGAAUUACCAUCAUUGGUAUUGUGAAACUCGAGGUGUACAGAAGUGAUUCGAAAUGGUUCUCGCUCCCGAAGUUCGAGGUAUUGUGAAGGCGCUGAAAGGCUCGAACAGCUGUGAGGAGAUAGCCCAGAUCCUGGAGUGCGACGUGGAGAGCGUGAUUAGCUGCAUCCGUGAGUGUGAGCUGCUCGAGGGGAAGACUGCCACGCUGAGAUUGCCGCAGAGAACGAAAACAGCGGUGCCCGUGGCGGUUGCGCAGGAGGAGGAAAAGAAACGCGAGGUGGGCAGACCCAAAGUCCUGGAGAACCGCCAAAUGGUCGAGCAAAUGCUGAGCGACAAUCCGCACUACACCUCCAUCGAUGUGCAGCGAGAGCUGGCCCGACACGGCAUAGAGGUUAGCCGCAGGACCUUGCAGCGCAGGAUCAGCGAGAUUCGCUCCAAAGGCCCACGGCCACCGAGAGGAUCGCCACAGCCGCAGGAGCCCAGCACUUUCGGCCUCAGUGAGGGGGCAAAAAAAAGGAGGUUGGCCUGGGCCACCGCCCAUCAGGAUUGGACCGUGCGCGACUGGCGCAACAUCUUCAACAUGGACGAUCUUAAGUUCGUCGACGAAUCAUCGCCGCCAAAGGAGAUCUUCCUUGACUCGCUGAUGGGACCGGAGGGCAGUGUCUGCAAUGACCUCAAUCUCCUCGAGCAAUUGAUGGCCAUCAUCCAGCCGAGGAUCCAGAAUCAGGCGCCCAAGAAUGUCAGCGAGUUUCGAGCCGUCUUGUACGACGUCUGGCACAGCGACCAGGAUAUGGUGGACAAAAUUGAGAUGCUCUACGAGUCGAUGACGUGGCGCGUUUCGGCGGUCCUCCGCAACGGCGGGGAUCAGACCGAGUUCUGCUAGCCAAGCUGUGGAUUCAAGUCGCACUCUGAUUCUUGAAUGUUGUAUUGAAAAUAACGACGUUCAUGAUAUUGUUUAAUUUGACAUAUUAAGUUUGUAGUGGCCAUACUAUGUACAUGGUACACUCUGAUUAAAUUAGGAUUAAUUUUCUUCAUUUUUU